Molecule: messenger RNA, 2499 nt
Organism: Symphalangus syndactylus (siamang)
Lineage: Eukaryota; Metazoa; Chordata; Mammalia; Primates; Hylobatidae
Product: endogenous retrovirus group K member 25 Env polyprotein-like
Molecular function (GO): structural molecule activity
Source: RefSeq, a predicted model, not a curated record
GCUGUGAUGGGAGUUCCAGAAAAAAUUAAAACUGACAAUGGACCAGGUUAUUGUAGUAAAGCUUUCCAAAAAUUCUUAAAUCAGUGGAAUAUUACACAUACAACAGGAAUUCCUUAUAAUUCCCAAGGACAGGCCAUAGUUGAAAGAACUAAUAGAACACUCAAAACUCAGUUAGUUAAACAAAAAAAAGGGGGAGACGGUAAGGAGUGUACCUCUCCUCAGAUGCAGCUUAAUCUAGCACUCUAUACUUUAAAUUUUUUAAACAUUUAUAGAAAUCAGACUACUACUUCUGCAGAACAACAUCUUACGGGUAAAAAGAACAGUCCACAUGAAGGAAAACUGAUUUGGUGGAAAGACAACAAAAAUAGGACAUGGGAGAUAGGGAAGGUGAUAACCUGGGGAAGAGGUUUCGCUUGUGUUUCACCAGGAGAAAAUCAGCUUCCUGUUUGGAUACCCACUAGACAUUUGAAGUUCUACAAUGAACCCAUCGGAGAUGCAAAGAAAAGCGCCUCCACGGAGACGGAAACACCGCAAUCGGGCACCAUUGACUCGCAGGAUGAAUCAAGUGGUGAUAUUAGAAAAACAGAUGAAGUCACCACGCACCAAGAAGGCAGAGCUGCCAACCUGGGCACAGUUAAAGAAGCUGACACUGUUAGCUAGAAAAAGCCUAGCUAGCACAAAGGUGACACAAACCUCAGAAAAAAUGCUGUUUGCAGCUUUAAUGGUUGUAUCAACAGUGGUAAGUCUCCCCAUGCCUGCAGGAGCAGCUGCAGCUAAUUAUACCUACUGGGCCUAUGUGCUUUUCCCGCCCUUAAUUCGGGCAGUCACUUGGAUGGAUAACCCCAUUGAAGUAUAUGUUAAUAAUAGUGUGUGGGUAGCUGGUCCCACAGAUGAUCGUUGCCCUGCAAAACCGGAGGAAGAAGGAAUGAUGAUAAAUAUUUCCACUGGGUAUCGUUAUCCUCCUAUAUGUCUCGGGAGAGCACCAGGAUGUUUAAUGCCUGCUAUCCAAAAUUGGUUGGUAGAAGUAUCUACUCUCAAUCCCACCAGUAGAUUUACUUAUCAUAUGGUAAGCGGUAUGUCACUCAAACCACAGGUAAACUAUUUACAAGACUUCUCUUAUCAAAGGUCAUUAAAAUUUAGGCCAAAAGGAAAACCUUGCCCCAAGGAGAUUUCCAUAGAAACAAAAGAUUUAGUUUGGGAAGAAUGUGUGGCCGAUAGUGCCGUGAUUUUACAAAACAACACAUUUGGAACUGUUAUAGAUUGGGCACCUCGAGGUCAAUUCUACCACGAUUGCACAGGACAAACUCAAUUCUGUCCCAGUGCACUAGUGAGCCCAACUGUUGAUAGUGACUUAACAGAAAAUUUAGACAAACAUAGGCACAAAAAAUUUCAGUCUUUCUACCCUUGGAAAUGGGGAGAAAAGGGAACCUCUACUCCAAGACCAAAAAUAAUAAGUCCGGUUUUUGGUCCUGAACAUCCAGAAUUGUGGAGGCUUACUGUGGCUUCAUACCAACUUAGAAUUCGGUCUGGGAACCAAACUAUAGAAACAAGAGAUUAUGAAACAUUUUACUCUAUCAACCUAAAUUCCAGUCUAACAGUUCCUCUACUAAGUUGUGUAAAACCCCCUUAUAUGUUAGUCAUAGGAAAGGUAGUUAUUAAACCAGACUCCCAAACUAUAACAUGUGAAAAUUGCAGAUUGUUUACUUACACUGAUUCGACUUUUGAUUGGCAGCACCGUAUUCUGCUUGUGAGUGCAAGAGAAGGCGUGUGGAUCCCUGUGUCCAUGGAUCGACCAUGGGAGGCCUUGCCAUCCAUUCAUAUUUUGACUGAAGUAUUAAAAGGCAUUUUAAAUAGAUCCAAAAGAUUUAUUUUUACUUUAAUUGCAGUGAUUACGGGAUUGAUCGCAGUCACAGCUACAGCCGCUGUGGCAGGAGUCGCAUUGUACUCUUCUGUUCAGACAGUAAGCUUUGUUGACAAUUGGCAAAAGAAUUCCACAAGGUUGUGGAAUUCACAAUCUGGUAUCGAUCAAAAAUUGGCUAAUCAAAUUAAUGACCUUAGACAAACUGUCAUUUGGAUGGGAGAUAGGCUCGUGAGCUUGGAACAUCGUUUCCAGUUACAGUGUGACUGGAAUACGUCAGAUUUUUGUAUUACACCCCAAGUUUAUAAUGAGUCUAGACAUCACUGGGACAUGGUAAGAUGCCAUUUACAGGGAAGAGAAGAUAAUCUCACUUUAGACAUUUCUAAAUUAAAAGAACAAAUUUUUGAAGCCUCUCAGAGUCACUUAAAUGUUGUGCCUGGAGCUGAGGCAUUAGAUCAAGUGGCAAAAAAUCUUUAUGGAUUAAACCCCACGACUUGGAUUAAGUCUAUUGGAAACUCUACUGCAGUAAAUUUUGGAAUUAUGUGUCUCUGAUUAAUCGGUUUGUUUUUAGUGUGCCGGACCAGUCGAAGAAUCCUGUGCCAAAAUCGAGAGAACGAACAAGCCUUCAUCGCCAUGGCACA